CCUGACACGGUACCAGGGCAAACAGGAGGAGGCAUUUCUUUUCGUACAUGUUGUUGUUUUCAGACCUGCGUAUCUGUGUCGGAGAGGAAAAGGCUCGACGGAGGUGGCCCGCCAGCAGGCUGCGGAGGAGUCAUGAGCGGAAAGAUUAUCAAGGAGGGUUACUUGGUCAAGUCGCCUCCUCUGGAGCAGUGGUUCGCGUCCUGGAAGAAGCGGUACUUUCGAUUGUUUGAAUCUGGUCGCCUUGACUACUACUCCAGUGAACAAGAUGACUGGCAGGCUUCGCGAGGCAUCAUCAACUUGCUGGAUUGCGAUAGCAUUGAGGCUGUGGAGAACUUCCCUGGUCGUUCCUACUGUAUUCGAGUGUUAACACCGCAGCGCCUUUUCAUCCUACAGUGUCCAUCAUACAAUGAUCUCAAGCAGUGGUGUGAGAAGAUCAGAUCGACGCGCGAUAAUGCCCUUGGACAGACAUCUCUUGUCAUUACUGAGCCGGUGAAAGAAGAGCCGAAGCCAGCUGAUGACCGGCGGUAUGUUAACGUUAAGAACAGGGAAACGAAGAAAAAAGAGCAACUCACUCCGCCACCCCGGCCUGACAAGUCGUCAGUAUCAUAUAGUCCCCACUUACCGUCUCGAACAACUUCUGUAGCGUACGUGCCUGGUCAAGAUGUUGGUGCUUCAAAGUCGUCUGAUUCUCGCACAGUGACACGACAGGCAACAUUCACCGGAACAACUGCGUGGCAGACAAGGCAACAGGACACGACCAAUCUCGACCGAACCAUUCGUCAUUCUAACUCUGUUGAGGACAUGCCAGUGUCAGGGAAUGCACAAACCCUUCCCAAUGGUUACCGCAACGGGGGUAUACAUAACGGUGGCGCCAAUGACAUCAGGGCCGAUCCUGACGCUGAUAGAUAUGGAUACAUACCAAUGGCAAGACCUGAUGAAGGGAUCGAUGACGAGUAUGAGCCCAUGAAGGAGGAAGACGUAUGGCAGGUGGCUGCUAAGAAUGGCAAAGUGAGACCUAAACCAAAGGCAUCACCCAAGCCAAACAGACAAAGUGUAGCCAGCUCUUCAUUUGAUCACUCUCCAAAGUCGAACAGGCCCAGUACGUCGUCGAGCUCCUCUUCACAGUUUGAGAUACCAGAGGAAUACGAGGACUGCUGGGCAUCGCAUCCAAGCUCCAUUCCAGCUCACUCACCCAUGACACCAAGCAGCGUGGUUCCGGGACCACCGCAGCCACCACACAGAGCACAGGGAAGAACGCAAAGAAGAUCCGUGCCAGCAGCACCGGCAACCCAAGUACCACGGGUAAAGCCCCGUGGUGUGUCAGUCAAGCAGCAUGUCAUUUGAUCAUAGACCAGUGUACUCGUUGCAGAUCAGUAGAUACAUGUAAGUGGCCCAGUGAUUGAAGCCCUGGUAGUGGCCAUUAACCAACAGCUGCUUCACUCAUUUGUUAGUCUGGGUUCUUGACGAGACGUGCAACUAUGCUUGGUCUAUGCAUAAAGAACAGUAUUGCCGGCUUUCCCCCUCUUCCCUCUCCCCUGACCAACAUCUCAAUGCGUACUAAGUUAUACAUUUCUACUGGCUGGCUGGUGAAUUGCAGAAAUGCAGCAGUUCAUCUGCUAACACUAGCCGUGAUCUGUGUGACCUGGCAUCAUUCUAAACCAUAAUGUUGAUACUCUGAUAUAGCCAGCUAUAUUCCUCUGCAGAUGAUCGUAACAUUCAUUGUUGAGACCUAAGUAACAAUUUCAUUCCAUUAUUCUUUGCCCCAUCCUCCUUUACAUGUACAUUCCAAAUCAAACAUCCACAAGCACACACACACACACACACACAUACACACACACACACACACACACACACACACACAUGCACACAUGUACCUGUAAAUAUGUACACGUACCCCCCCCCCCCACACACACACACAUACACACACAUACAAUACAUACACAUGUAGUUGCGUGCCUUUGUCCUAUUGUGUACUAGAAAGGUCACAUGUUUUCUCCGAAGAGAGAGAGAGAGAGAGAGAGAGAGAGAGAGAGAGAGAGAGAGAGAGAAAGAGAGAGAGAGAGAACUGUCUUACGAUGACAGCAGUAGUGGUGAUGUUUCACGUUGCUUGGUCUACACACAUACACAUACGUACACAUACAUACACACAAUCGCACAUGCGCGCGCACACACACACACGCACACACACACACACACACACACACACACAUGAACAUGAACACACACAAACACAUACAAUGCAGCCAUGUACUUACAGACACACAUGUACACACAAACACACACACACACUACCAUGUACUGUUUUUGCAACCUUGCUGCUAUUGCUGGCACAUGUUGUGCAGAAUUUGGUAGUGGGUGCCAAGAGGUGCACAACCAUACUGUGAUGAUCUCAGCAUCUUGCCAUUGUUAUACCCUUUUCUACCCGGAACACAUGCACAUUCGGAUGAUCCUCUUUUUAAAAGCAUUGUCUGCAGGCCAGCAAUCUCCACUUCUUGAGCAGUAAUUUUCAGUUCAUGCAUAACAAUAAUAGCUAACCCCAUUAAGUUAAAGACCUCAGUCUUUUCUCCCUCUUGGAGUGAGAAGUAUAAUUUGAAGAUAGCAGUAUCUCCCUGCAUAUCUAGUCUAUUUUCGACUUUGGUUUUGCAUGCAAAGUUUUAAUUUCGCUAUUAUGACCGCAACAGCUCGCCGAAACGACGUAUACAAUUUGCAUUUUGAUGAAACUGAUCUCUUA
Sycon ciliatum is the source of this 2731-nucleotide messenger RNA. RefSeq lists its product as uncharacterized. Lineage: Eukaryota; Metazoa; Porifera; Calcarea; Leucosolenida; Sycettidae. The transcript is spliced from 9 exons. The record is from RefSeq and is a predicted model, not a curated record. Bases 133 to 1344 code for a protein of 403 amino acids.